AUGCGCACUUCUUCAGGUAUCACCUUUGUUUUGGCAGCAUGUUGGCUCUUCGUAGUUGCAGUCGUCUCUGGCGGCACGAUCGCGACGAGUACUAAAGAAGUCACAGUUGAGGCAGGUGACACCUUCUGGAUCAUUGCCAGUAGAUAUGGGACGACUCCCGCCGCCAUCGAAGCUGCUAACCCAGGGGUGAACCCAAGCGAUCUGCAAAUAGGCCAAGUCAUUAACGUUCCUAACCAAGCGGCUGUUCCUCAAGGCCUUGAUACAUCCAACACAACCACCCAAAGUUCUCUCAUUGCCCUAGGCCUUGGGGCAGUUUCCUCAUCAUCCGGCGGCCAGGCCAGCGGUCCUUUGCUUACCUCUGGGCCUGCUAAUACGAUGUCAGAUCCCGAUGCACAGCCGGAAUCUACGACAUCCACAAACCUGGCAGCUUCAGUGUCAGACCCAGAACCGUCGAAAUCUGUACGAAAUACAGCUUCGACCACUUUGACAUCAGCAUCAGGUCAUAUGAGUUCAGAGGACUCUGGAGCAGCAGCUGCGGCUUCAGCCUCGGUCACCCAGGGGCCGUCGGCUUUUGACACUGGCUCAUUGGGCCUAGCAUCUAGCCUCAUUCCUUCUCAUCCCGCAAUCCCGUCUACUCAACAGCCCACUAUACUGUUCACUCCUAUUAUGCUGUCUUCUUCCGUUGCCUCUCCUUCUGCUCCAGGCUCUUCUAACGAAUCCUUAACUACGGCUCUCGGUGUUGCAGAAUCGCCAUCCUCGCAGAACAUCCCUGAGUCUGCGCCAGCUGCGGGGUCAGCACCUCAAAGUCUGGCAUCAAAUGGGAUACCAGAAAUUGGUGGGAUCUCGAUAGCAAAUGGGACACCGGUCUCCAAUACUAACACCUUGCAAGCUUCGGCAACCCAGGUGCCAUCAUCAAAUUACUAUCCAGCAUCUGAUGGGACUUCGAUAUCCAGCGGAGCACUUACUUCAAGUACUGGUUCUUUGAAAGCUACGGCUUUAGCAUCCCAAGUACAGUCUUCAAAUGGAAUCCCCUCCUCCAAUGAGAACUCCUCAAAUAAGACCCCAUCCUCAAACAAAUCCCCAUCAUCAGAUGGGAACUCGGCAUCCAACGGAGCACCGGCUUCAGACGCCGUCCCUUUGCAACCUUCCGCUUUAGCAUCCCAGGUACAGUCUUCACAUGAGACCCCCUCACCAAAUGAGAUAUCGGUAUCCAAUGGAACACCGACGUCAAAUUUGAACUCCUUGCAAGCCUCAGCUUCAGUAUCUCAAGCACCAUCAUCUAAUGAGGCCCUCCCAUCAAACGAGACCCCUUCCUCGGAUGAGACCCCAUCACCGAGUGGGACAUCAUCUCCAAACGGUUCGUUAGUAUCGAACAAGGCACCGGCAUCGAGUAAUGCAGAAGCUUCAAGUGGGUCAAACCCAUCAAACAGUCCACCAACGUCGAAUGGCGUAAUACAGUCAAGUAACGCAGAAGCGUCAAAUGCGGUGCCAGCAUCAACGGAGACACCAGCAUCAAACGGCGCACUACAGUCAGGUAACGCAGAAGUGUCAAGUGUAGUACCAGCAUCAAAUAAGGCUCCAUCAUCAAACAACCCACCAACGUCAAACGGGGCACUAGCAUCAAAUAAUGCAAAAGGGACGCCAACAUCAAAUGGAACACCGGCAUCAACGGAGAUACCGUUAUCAAGUGGAACGCCAGAUUCGAGUGGGUCUUCAUUUUCCAGCGAGAACCCUGUCCCGAGUCAAACACAGGCAUCAAGUGAGACGUCAAUGUCGAGUGAAGAUUCUACGACAAGUGAGACCCCACUUUCUGACAGUAUUGCUGCCCAAGAGACUUCUCCGUCAACGACGUCAGCGGAAUCCAGCUCUUCAAUUGGCAGCAGCUCUUCUAUGCCCACUUCGGCAUCGCUGUUGGAUAGCUCAGUGCUCAGCAGUCUAUCUUCCGUCACCUCUUCCCUGACAUCUGAGACGUCGUCAAACUCUGGAUCAAUAUCAUCGUCAUCAGAUUCAUCAAUCUCUGGGACGUCAAGCUCUGGAUCAACAUCGUCGAUGUUAGCUUCGUCGAUGUUAGCUUCGUCAACUUCUGCAUCUUCCCAAAUGGCGUCGACACAUGUGUCCCAAGAGCCCACCACAUCAUCGCGGAUAGUAUCUAAAUCUGGCAACACAUCUCCAGGGCUCACGUCUUCCGUUUCACCAACUCAGCAAACAGCGCCUUCGACAACCCUUUCCAGUGCCAGUCCGACAUCAUCUCACGACCUAGCAUAUCUAGGAUUUCUUGGGGCUCCACUCGCGGCUGGAAUUCCUUAUGCUGUCAAAAAAGUGAUCGAUAAUUGGAAAACUCCGAAAUUCAAUCUCCCAAAAAUCAGACUUCCGAGUGUUAAGAUUCCAAAUUUCAAGCUUCCAAGUUUCAAGACUACUCCAGGAGAGGACGGGCCGAGAAGAUUUAAGCCUUCAGAUAUCAAAACCCCACACAGGGUGGACCCUACGGAUGAGAACCCUUCAGAAGACAAACCCCCGGGGCAGUCUCCGGAUGAAUCCCCAGGAGAGACUCCAGAGGACAAGGUUCCGGAUGCCAAGACCCCAGAAGAUCCUCCACGACCUCCCUCACCCAUGGAUGGUAAGCCUUUCACUGAUGACGGACCCCCAUCCCCCAUGGAGAAAGAUCCGCCCGCAAGGUUUCCUCGCCCUAAACAACCACCUAAAGGUCUGAGGCCCUUGAAUGAGAUUAGCGGAGGUAAAGCUCAGUUUGAGCAGGGAAUGGAAGACCCCAAUUUCUUCAAACCAGAUCCCACAGACGCAGAGCCGGGAACCACGGGAGGAGAUGCAGAAUCAGCGGGAAAGAAUGGGGACUCAGCGGGAGAAGAUGCAGAUACAACCGGAGAAGAUGGGGACUCAGCGGGAGAAGAUGCGGAUACAACUGGAGAAGAUGCAGGUACGACAGGAAAAGAUGCAGAGACUCCCAAACAACCACCUCAAGCCCCUAAAGGUCUGAGGCCCUUGAAUGAGAUUAGCGGAGGUAAAGCUCAUUUUGAACAGGGGAUGGAAGACCCCAAUUUCUUCAAACCAGACCCUGCCGACGUUAAGCCAGGAAUAACAGGAGGAGAUGCAGAAUCAACAGGAGAGAAUGGGGAACCAGCAGGAGAUGCAGCAACAGCAGGAGAAGAUGCGGGAACAACUGGAAAGGAUGCAGAGGCAGCAGGAGAAGCUGCUGAGACAAUUGGUGAACUUGGUCUGGAUGCUGCCGGAGGACGAGCAGCUCUGGGGAAAGACGCCGGUAAAGCUUUUGCCCAGGUCGCCAAAAAGCCUAUCAAACAAGGAGUGACGGACGCAAGUGGUGCUCUUACAGGUGCAGCCAAGAAUGUCGCGUCGAGCGUUGCAAGUAAAGUUGGAAGCACACUCAAGAAGCUAUUUGGGCAUCCAGGUGGAGGCGGUUCAGAUGCAGGAUCGUGUCAUUCAAGAUCCUUGAAUAAGAGAGGGUGCAGUAACAGCGAUGGGAACAGCAACAACAAGGGUACCAGUAACAGCAAUAACAAUGUCAACGGAGCAGCUGCAGCCGGUGCUGGUGUCGGUGCAGCAGUAGGCGCUGCCGCUAAUGCUGCUGCCAAUGCUGCCUCUGGAGCCGAGCCCGAAUCAACAGCGGAGUCCAUGACUGCGACGUCCAGCCUCGAGGAACCUCAAACACCCCCUGUGACGAGCUCUCAAAGCCCUACCAAUACUCUUCCAACUACUUCUAGGAUUUCUUCUACAACAUCCAAUGACUUCAUUUCCUCCACAAGUUCUACUACAGCCACAUCAACGAAAGAAAGCUCCAUCGCUUCAUCUGAAACAACUGAAGCUACGGCAUCCUCAAAAGCUUCUAUUACAGCGACAUCGACGAAAGAAAGUUCGGCCACUUCAUCUGGAACAACAUCUGAAAUUACAACAUCCGUAAAAAUCGCUACCUCUGUAGCGAUGACAUCGAAGAAAGAAAGUUCCAGUGGCAUCAAUUUCUUCACAUCAACGUUCAAAAAUACGGCCUCCUCAGAUCCCGUAACCUCUGUGACAGCAGAAUCUAGGCUUUCCAUCUCUAUGAGUUCGACUAUAGACCCCAUAACAUCAGAGAUGUCCUCUACAGCAAAAGCUACCAUGUCGACAGCAUCGACCACCUCCAUCGCAACGACACCUAAGAUCUCACCGACAACGAUUCAAGCUUUGACCUCCCCAACAUCCAUCGCCUCCACAUUAAUAACUUCAUCUAGACAUGCAACCUCCACAAUAACGACAUCUAAAAUCUCUACUACAGCAAGCUCAGGAGCUACGACGUCAUUAUCUUCUAUAACAAGUUUAAAAGCUACGAUUUCCUCAACAUCGGGAAUAUCCACAUCUUCUAUGAUGAUUUCUGAAGCCACGACCUUCUCGCCAUCAAACACAUUUAUAUCCUCAAUCAUAAGUUCUAAAUCUACGAGUCUCUCAUCAUCAAACAGCCUCUUUGCCUCAACAAGUCCCAAAGCUACAACAUCCACAUUUUCAAGUCCUACAACGUCUACACCCUCAACAACAACAUCUGAACCUCCACCUUCUACAACGUCCAUACCAUCCCCUUCACAAACGAUGACAACCUUGAAGACCUACUACUACAUCUGCGAAACCUUUUUCAACGCCGCCACCACCACCCACGACAACUUCAUCCCCACCACCACCACCCAAGACAACUUCAACCCCGCCACCACCACCCACGACAACUUCAACCCCACCACCACCAUCCAAGACAACUUCAACCCCACCACCACCACCGAAAACAACUUCAUCCCCGUCACCACCGCCAACAACAACUUCAUCCCCGCCACCACCCCCGAAAACAUCUUCAACCCCGCCACCACCCCCGAAAACAUCUUCAUCCCCGCCACCACCCCCGAAAACAUCUUCAACCCCGCCACCACCCCCGAAAACAUCUUCAACCCCACCACCACCACCGAAAACAUCUUCAACCCCACCACCACCACCGAAAACAACUUCAUCCCCGCCACCACCGCCAACAACAACUUCAACCCCACCACCACCACCGAAAACAACUUCACCGACCCCAACGAAGGCGAGACCGACAACAACAACGGUGGUGCUGCGUCCCCAGGCAAACCCGAGUUAGGACCAAGCAUGGCUGGCGAGCCAAUUCCAUGA
Messenger RNA from Letharia lupina, 5157 nucleotides. RefSeq lists its product as uncharacterized. Bases 1 to 5157 code for a protein of 1718 amino acids. Lineage: Eukaryota; Fungi; Ascomycota; Lecanoromycetes; Lecanorales; Parmeliaceae. The transcript has 3 exons. The record is from RefSeq and is a predicted model, not a curated record.